AUGACGGGAAGGAAUGGGAACUUAAAUGAAAUGGAGUCUGUCAGUCGGAAUAACCCCAGAGCCGUCGCUGCGGGGAGCCGGCCCGGGGGCUCGGCUGCGCUGCCUCCCGGGGGCUGCCUGGCGAGGGUGCUGGGCUGGGCCCAGGGGGAUAAGGAGAAGAAGAAGAAGGAGAGCAUAUUGGACCUCUCCAAGUACAUCGACAAGACCAUCCGGGUGAAGUUCCAGGGCGGGCGGGAAGCAAGCGGUGUCUUGAAAGGAUUUGACCCUCUUCUGAACCUUGUGCUGGAUGGUACCAUUGAGUAUAUGCGAGAUCCAGAUGAUCAAUUUAAAUUGACAGAAGACACACGUCAGCUGGGACUUGUGGUUUGCAGAGGGACUUCUGUGGUUCUGAUUUGUCCACAGGAUGGAAUGGAAGCUAUUCCAAACCCUUUCAUUCAGCAGCAAGAUGGCUAAUGCUUCCUUUGGAUUGUCUCUGAAAACUUCAGGAGUGCAAGUCAUUGGAGAAAACUAUCAGUGUGUGAGAAGCUUCCUGUUUUGGGGGGGUAGUUUGAAUGUGUAUUUGUUAGUGUGGAAAAAAAGUCAACUUUUAUUUUUGUGGCUUUCAUAGAUGAUGGGGAAUGUAAGAAGUAUGUUCUUGUUUUCCUCCUACCCCCAAAUAAUUGUGUAAUUAUUUUGUUUAGAGCUGACAGAAGAGAACAUAUUGACAUUAAUUGUCUGAGACCUUCUUGUUCUUGAGAGUUUUGUAACAACCCCAUAAAAUUAGUUGAGAAUGCCCUGAAUAUUGGUUAUAUUCUUUCCAUUUUUAAAUACAUUAAAAUGUAUUUAAUCCAAAUUAAAAGCCUAAAUACAGUAGUAGAAUGUGUUUUUCUUCCUCUUAGAUAUCAGUACUCAGCUGGGGAAACAUUAUGUUGUAGUCUUCUGCUGUUGAGUUCAUUCUCUUUUGUGCAGGAAAAUUACUUCCUUGUGUAGUGUCAUCACUUUACAAGCAAUGUAAAGAAGGUCUUUUUCAGCACGUGUUCCAGAACUGGUGGGCUGUGAUCUGUGCAUCAGCAGGCUCACACAUUUCUACAGGAUUUCUUGGAAUUUUAGGGGAAGAAUAUUUAAUACCCUAACGUUUGUUCAAUUGUAGGCAUUCUCUGGAAGUACUGCAUAUUUUUAUAUUGUGGCUAUCCACAUGUGGUUUUGCUUCUUAUAACUUGAUUUGUAAGUAAACAUUUUUAUUUCUUUUAUACUGCAGAAAAUUCAAGAUUUGAGGAGUUUUGAGUGAAUAAAGAUAAAUUAAUCUGUUUCUAAAUGUCUGGUUUUUAGUCUGUAAAAUUGCACUGCAGCUGACAUUACAGUUCUCCAGUCAUAAAUCUAAAUUAAAUUAGUUCAGGAGGUGCAUAAACUGCAGGAUCAGGAAGGGCCAGAGCAGGAAUUGAUGGGAAAGGCCUGAGAGUAUCUCAUCCUUCUUCUGAGGUGUUUUAAAGACUGUUUCUGCCACCUGCUCUUGCCUUUAUAGGGGAACCUUUAUGGGGAGGCUGUGGCAGGGUGAAUUGUUUUGCUGGCACCAGCAGUUUUGUUCCUGAAGGUUUUCAAGAACACAUGGCAAGUACAGGUAGGAUUGGUUAUUUUGGCCACAGCAUUGUUCCAUGCAUAGCCUUUCCUGGGUCAGCUCCAGAAUGGGUGGGAGCCUAGAGUGAAUUGCAUGUCAGUGAAUCUGACUUCAGGAGGCUCUGAAACGGGCCCGGGUGUCUUGUGUGAUGUAUUCCUGUGUGAGCUUGGGCACAUCUGGAUUUUAAUCUGGGGGCUCGUGUAGCUGUCUAUAAAGUUGUUCUGCUCACAACCUAGUUUCUUUCUAAUGCUUCAAAACUUGCCGGUGAAACUGCACAACUCAAAAGAGAAUCCUUAUUUGGAGCGUGAGGAGUAGAAUUUCUCGCCAUUAGCCUGAGCAGAGUCUUGAACUGCCCUUUAGGUGGGAGAAAGGUUGCUUGUGUUGGUGCCAAAAACAUGCUGCACUAUCUUUGUGCUCUCAGCAUAGCAUCAGGAACAGACCUGCUGGGGCUCUCUGGAGUGGAUUCUGGGCUCAGUGCUGGGAGAUCUGCCUGGAGCCAGGGGUCGAGUGUGUCAAUGGAGAGGGGCACAUCCCCAGCAUUUCCUGCUCAGGUGCUUGGUUGCUUGGUGAUCAUUGUGAGCUGCAUGGCUCUCCUUUCCUGCAGCACAGAUUUUGAGAUUAUACUUAAGAGUCAAAUACCUGAAAAGAAGAAUAUGAAAAUGAUAGGGGACAGCCAUGUUAGCAGGCCCUGUUGUGGUAAGACAAGGGGUAAUGGUUUAAGCUAAAAGAGGGGCGAUCCAGACUAGAAAUAAGGAAGUUUUUAUGAUAGGCGUGGAGAGGCACUGGAACAGCUUUGUUUGCUGAGCUCUGCCAAGAACUGGGAGUGAGUCUUGCUGGUGUGGACUCUUUGGGUAAGGGACUCUACUUCAAGGUCACUAUGCAAACCUCUUCAUGUUAUAGCUUUGGAAAAAUUCCCUGUGGCGUUAGCUGUUGCUUGUGCUACAUCUGUAUUUAUUUUGUGCAUUCAGACUGAGGGUGUCUGAAUGUGGAAAGCCA
This is a messenger RNA of Ficedula albicollis (Collared flycatcher), 2590 nucleotides long. RefSeq names its product LSM7 homolog, U6 small nuclear RNA and mRNA degradation associated (gene LSM7). Gene Ontology annotation, biological process: mRNA splicing, via spliceosome; nuclear-transcribed mRNA catabolic process. The transcript is spliced from 5 exons. The coding region runs from base 1 to 453 and encodes 150 amino acids. The record is from RefSeq and is a predicted model, not a curated record. Lineage: Eukaryota; Metazoa; Chordata; Aves; Passeriformes; Muscicapidae. Gene Ontology annotation, cellular component: U2-type prespliceosome; Lsm1-7-Pat1 complex; catalytic step 2 spliceosome. Gene Ontology annotation, molecular function: RNA binding.